Messenger RNA from Camellia sinensis, 1465 nucleotides. RefSeq lists its product as uncharacterized. The record is from RefSeq and is a predicted model, not a curated record. Lineage: Eukaryota; Viridiplantae; Streptophyta; Magnoliopsida; Ericales; Theaceae.
UCUAAACCAUUGUUUCCUCCUUGGAAAGAAAUUGAAGGAGGGAAAAAAAUAUUAUUGGAAAAUACCCAUUACAAUGACCAUGUGUUGAAGGCAAACUAAAAACCAAAGAAAGUAGCUAGUUGUUACACUGAAACAUCCAAACUAUACAGUACCCACCAGUUCACCUUCCUCAACAUCCAAACUAUACAGUACCCACCAGUUCACCUUCACCUUCCAAACUAUACACUGAAACAUCCAAACUAUACAGUACAUCUAAAGCCCUCUUUUCUUCACUGUUUCCCUUGUUGCUUUCAUUCUUCACUUCUAAAUCUUGCCAUAUACAAUCACAUCUCAUUAGAGUUAAUCUAAGCUUGUAUAGUGCAAUGGAACAAGCUCGGUAUUGGAUGCUGUCGAAGCCAAAACAUAGCUUGAGCUCUCAUCUUCAAGCAUGCGGUGAUUCAUGGGAAGAACAAGCUUUUGCAGAAGAUGCAGCCGGACCUCUCGGAGGAUGUAUAUGGCCUCCAAGAUCUUAUACUUGCAGCUUUUGUAGAAGAGAAUUCAAAUCAGCUCAAGCUUUAGGCGGUCACAUGAAUGUGCACCGGAGGGAUAGAGCUAGGCUAAAGCAAUCUCCAAGUCCACUUAAUGAAAAUCUUCAUCAGCACCACCAUCAAAAUCAUCACAACCAUAUUCUGAAUCCUUGUACAUCCUUGGAUGUUCAAUACCCUUCUCAGAUUUGUACAGUGGUUUAUAACCCUAACCCUAAUUCUGAUCAUGUUGUUUUUGCAUCACCUCCACUUGCACAAGAGAACCCUAAUGAAAAGACCUUUCUCCCUCUUUUCUCUUCUCCAAUUCUUGGAGAUCAUCAUAAGAAGUCUUCUAUUUUUGCCCCUCCAUCAUGGUCAAACUUGGUUGCUGACCGGUAUUUUGAUGUCUCGGAUCCGAAUAAUGAAGAGAGGAAUAGGAGCAAGGAGGCUUAUUUCACAUCAGAUUUGUCUGUAAGCUUGAAUUUGAUUGUUCGUCGAACUCGCUCUAGCUCAUCUGAAAGCAAGGAGGAGGAGGCUGUGAGUUGCAAGAGGCAGAGAAUUGAUCCGACACGAUUACCAUCCUUCUUGAAAUCAAAUUCAACUGAUACACAACAUCUUAAAUCAGAAGUACUUAGCUCAUCUAGCUCAAUAGAAGACAUAGAUCUUGAGCUAAGACUUGGUGAUCGGCCUGAGGUGAAGUAGACCUGCUAGCAAACUUGUGUGCUUAAUGCUUAUAUUCAUAGAUGAACAUACCAACUUGUUCUUUUGUGCAAUUCUCUUGUUUGAUUUUCUUCUCUUUUCUCUUCUCUCUUCUUACCCUUUGAUCUAAAAGCCAAGGCUUUGGCUUGGCUUUGAGCGUGAUGACUUUGCCUCUCUCUGAGAGUACUUGUGAAUUUGUAGGUUGUAACAAUAACCAUAUGGUAUUCACAGAAAUCUUGAAAUAUUUAUUUGUCUUUUACAAA